Molecule: messenger RNA, 3634 nt
Organism: Patella vulgata (common limpet)
Lineage: Eukaryota; Metazoa; Mollusca; Gastropoda; Patellidae
Product: syntaxin-binding protein 5-like
Exons: 11
Coding region: 269-1414 (381 amino acids)
Biological process (GO): regulation of protein secretion; regulation of exocytosis
Cellular component (GO): SNARE complex; plasma membrane; cytoplasm
Molecular function (GO): myosin II binding; GTPase activator activity; syntaxin binding
Source: RefSeq, a predicted model, not a curated record
UUGCUUAUUUUUAGAUUCACUUCAGUGUUUCUGUCUGUAGAAUUUGGGCAAUGCGAUUAUUUUGCAUGAGCAUGUAUUGGUUUGUGAUGUUAGGUUUUGAAUGGUAUUUGAUUUGGAAUUUGAUUUUAACCUUGAUUUCUAGAUUAACGGUGUGUGUUUGAGUCCUACGAGUUUCAAACAAAAGAGACAACAUCCUCCGGCAAUACAGCGGACAAAAUCUCAAGAUCGUAAUGAUGGGUCAUCAUUUUCUCGAUCCCGUAGUUCUAGUAUGUCUAGUAUAGAAAAUGUAUCUAAAGAAGCCAUUCAAUGUUUAACAUUUGCUGACUCAUAUACUCGCAAAACAGAUAAUUUUACAUGUCCAUGUUUGUAUGUGGGAACCAGUCUAGGGUCUGUGAUAGUUAUAGUUUUAAAUUUACCAACUUCAGAGGAACAGAGAGCAACACAACCAGUGAUUGUCUCUCCUAGUGGUACAAUAUUCCGAUUAAAAGGGUCAAUAUUAGCCAUGUCAUUUUUAGACUGUAAUGGAGUGUUAAUACCAUCCCAAUGUGAACAUUGGAAAGAAUCACCAGGAAACCCCAAGGAAGCUAGAGAUAUGACCAGAGAUGAAAGAGCUUUAAAAUUUAGUAAGUCUGGACAGAUGUCUGUUACAAGUAAACAAAGAAUAUCGCCUACAUCAUCAACUGAGUUGUGUGAUCGACAAUUUGGCAUCAUCUGUUCAGAAAAACAAGCUCGGGUGAUGUCAUUACCUUCCCAAACAUGUGCUUACAAGGCCCAGAUCACAGAAAAUUCUUUUGUUGUCCGUGCUGAAGUUGUUUCUGUUAGAGAGAGUGUAUGUUUAAUGUGUUAUGUUGCCAAUGGUCGUAUAUUGGCCUAUAGUUUACCCAGUUUAAAACCACUUUUAAAUGUUGAUUUUUUGCCUCUUACCGACUACAGAGUUGCACGGACAUUCUGUUUCAGUAAUAGUGGUCAUGCCUUAUACCUUUGUUCUCCUACAGAAAUACAGAAAAUAACCUACUCAUCAGAAAUAUGUGACAAUUUAAAUGAAAUGUUAGGAGAUUUGUUUUUACCAUGUGAAACACCAGAGGCACCCAAACAAAGCUUCUUCAAAAAUCUUUUUGGAGGAGGAACUGGUGUUUUAGACAGAGAAGAAUUGUUUGGCGAGUCUAGUGGCAAAGCAUCAAAAGGUUUAGCCAAACAUAUUCCUGGUUCUGGAGGAAUGGCUCAUUUAAAAGCAGAGAGUACUGGUAUUGCUGGAGAUUUGGCACGUACUAGAUUGGCUUUAAAUGAGAGAGGGGAAAGACUUGGCGAUUUAGAUGAUAGAUCGGCUCAAAUGAUGGCCCAGGCAGAAAGUUUUGCUCAAGCAGCACAUCAAAUCAUGAACAAAUACAAAGAUAAAAAGUGGUACCAGUUUUAGUGAAUUGCACACCAUUAGUUACAGUGGCUUAGUCAUCAAGGAAGACUACAGUUGUUGCAGUCUAGCAUUGCUGUGCAUGUUGGCACCGCCAGGCUUGUCGCCUCUUCCAACUCUGUGGAAAGUUUUGUCGUUCAGCAACAAACGUUUCGGUUGCUGAACUCUAGCAACAGAAUUCCUGGGUUUCACAUGUCUGAAGGGGCAUCGCCGACACAGAUCAAAUACCUCUAGAUUUUUCCCUACAUCUGCUCAACUGGGGACCUUUUCAUUCCAGAAUGGAUACUAUGUGAUGAUUUUUUUCGUUGUUAUGCUGAUAACAUGAUUUGUUUUAUUAUUGUAAACUAUGUACUAUAAUCACCUUAUUUUGUAUAUUUAGUUGUUUAAGUGUGAUGUUACACCAAGGGUUUAUGUCUAUUUGUGUUGUUUUAGAAUUUUAGUCGGUGAUUAGGUACUGUCUUGUGACACUAGAAGUACAGUAUAGGAAAUUAUACUACCACAACAAGGUAAACAAGUGCAAUAUUGUCAAUUUGUGUGAAAUGUUGCCUAGUCCAUAUUGGUCUACCAUUGUUUUAGGCUGUAGAGAUUGUUCCUCUUAUAAUGUUAUAUGUAUUAAGAGAGAUUGUAUAUGUUAUUAUGGCUGUGAUUGUGUUGUUUGUUCAUACAGAGCUUAUUUAUGUUGUAUAUAGACGUUAGAUUUUUGUACAUUUGGUUUUAUUAAUGCAUUCCAUGUUCGCAUGGGACCAAUUCGCAGCUAACCAAUUAACGGCUACUAAUAAUACUAUCAACCACAAUUAUUGUAGAACAUAAUUUAUCUGUUAAGGGUUUUCUUUACACAACAUUUCAACAUUAUUAAAUCCUUCCCUGAAUUCAGAAUGAGUUUGAAGAUGGAAUUAAUAUUAGUUUAAAUUUAAAGAAAACUCAUUAUGUUCUAUUUAUUAUUUAAAUAUUGUUGUUAAUAAGUUAGUUGAUUUAUAGAAAUGUAUACACAAUCAAAAUAGCUUUGUGUUUAAUUUAGAGUUCAGGUUAUUUUUAUUGAUAUAUAAUUUGUCAUCACAGGACUAUUAUUACAUUUAUAUUCUCUACAAUCCUAACCAAAGAUUGUUUGGAUGAAUUGGGCAUUAUACAAUUCAAGUUAUUGUUGCAUUUCUCAUUUUGCAUUCAGUACAAUAAAUUUGUGUGAUCAAUAAAUAAUACUGUUUAUGUUUAUUCUGUGAAAACAAUAUGGUGUAGUAAUUCAUUCUAUUUAAAUAGCAUAGGAAAAUGCAAUUUAUUCUCAAGAGUAUAUCAAUUUUGGAUUCAAAAUUAUAUGGAAAUCAAAUUUAUUCCUUCAAGUGAAAAUAAUAUUUUUAUGUUAUACUGUUCUAUUAUGGACUCAAGAUUGAAUUAUUUAUCUAAAAUAUUUAUUAAAUUAAUAUGUUAUGGUCAUAAUUUAUUCAAUUACAAAUAUAGGUUAUUCAGUUACAAUCAUAAUAUUUAUUCAUUUAUUAUUAUAAUUUAUGCCAUUAUGAUACUGUGACAUAUUCAAUUUAUUGAAUCUUAACUUUGAAAUCCUAAGCAUAAUCUGUAGUGCUACAAACUAAAGACUAUUUAAUAACAUGUUGCUUUACUCAUUCCUUAUUUUAUUAGAUGUUUUACAAAUAAAAUUUCUUCUUGGCUGUAAAGCUUAUACGUACAAUGGGUUUAAUCAAUUGAUUGAACAGAUUUUAAAUAAUUGAGGGAAAAAGUCUCCUUACCCACCUUUAAAAUCUUAGUUCUCAAAUUAAUUAAUGCCCAGGCUAUUAAAACUUUAUAACAUAUAAACUUUCUGGUAUUGCAGUGAAUUAGCUCGAUGAAAUAUAUUUAAUUUUUUUGGUGGACAAUGCUGCUGUGAGAAAAAAAUGUACUUAAAACUUUCAGUCUGAUAUGAUUAUGAAUAAUCAAAUGAUCAACACAUUCAAUGUACUUGUUUUGUAAAAGGGUGCUAUCGAAAUAUUUAGUCCAUACAAAAUGGUCACUAUGAUGGUGUUAAAAGAUGUUUAGGUAUCACUUUUGUGAAGAUUUACAGGAAACAGAAGGCAAAAAAUCUAAAAACUAAGAGUCAUCCUUGAUCGACAGUUGAUUGUAACUUAAUGUCAUAACUAUUUCAUCCAUAGUGUUUUCAUUAAUUAAUCUUGAAACACUAUCAUACUUUUAGAAUUAGGAUGUAGAUUUCAGGUGUUGACACAUUAUAUAUUACUUAUGAUA